CACAGCUAGCGAACUACGUCCUGCAACAACCAUCAUCAUCCUCAUCAUCGACACACGACACCUUCCCAGCCAGCUUCACCGCGCUCAACCAUCAUCGUCACCAUGGGGAACAACCCCUCGCGCACGACUCACCACCACCACCACACGCAGCAAUCCGCCUCAUCCAGUGCGUCAGCGUCCCCGCCAACCCGCAGCGCAACCACCACCGCCUCCAGCCGCCGCCCCAGCUACCGCCGCAACUCACUGCAGUCCCCAGCAUCAACUAAAUACGGCGUUGCGACCUCGCAAGAAUUCCUUACGCCGGCACGCCCGCAGCCGCCGUCCUCACACGACCACCACGGCCACCACGGCGGCGGCAGCCAGCACCACAGCCGCUACCACACGCCGCCGCCCGGCCCGCAGCGCCGCGAGAGCAUCGCGACCGCGAUCCCCGAAGGCGCGGGCUACCACGCCUUUCCCACGCGGACCCGCGAGGAGCUCAUCGAGGAUGCCGCCACCCUGCGGUUAUUCCCGAACCCGCCCAUCGGCGUCAACGUGCAGCCCGCUUCGCCGUCCCCGUUCUUGCCAAAUGCGAAUCCGUUCGCGCCGAAUGUGAAUCCGUUCGCGGCGCCGGCUGGGAACACCGCGGGAAGGCAUGAGAUGCCGCUCGCCCCGGGCAUGCGCCAGGGCAGGGGCAGCAUGGAGUCCACGGCUGCCUCGCUCGAGGAGGAGGCGCUGGCCUCGCAGGAGUGUGAUGAUGCUAGGGCUGUUCCGACGCUGAUCCAGUGGCCGUAUCCGGGCACGAAGGUCUAUGUCACCGGUACUUUCUGUGCGUGGGAGAAGAGGUAUCGCUUGACUAGGAAUCUGGACGAUAACAUCAUGUCCGCGGUCGUCGCGAUCCCGCCCGGAACGCAUCACGUAAAAUUCCUAGUCGACGGUGAGAUGCGAACGUCACACUCACUGCCCACCGCCGUCGACGAUACUGGAAUCCUCGUCAACUAUCUCGAGGUUUCCGCCGACGACAUGCCGCCUCUGAACCGACAGCUCUCGACCGACAGUGCCGGAGGCGCACCACCCACGCCUUCGGACCGCAUCCCGUCCGUCGUUCCCACUGAGGCCCCGUUACGAUACACCACCGAGAUCCCGGCGUAUCUGAAGGAGUUCUCCGAUGCUUACGAGGAGGACCCCCGUGGUGGUGGGUAUGCCGAUGGUGCGCCGCCGCCGCCAAGCUUGCCUAUGAUGCUGCAGAAGGUCAUCCUUAAUACUGGUAAUACCAUGAAGGACGAUGCGAGCGUGCUUGGCAUCCCAAACCAUGCGGUACUCAAUCACUUGGCCACCAGUUCGAUUAAGAAUUCGAUACUAGCUGUGUCGGCGACUACGAGGUACAAAAAGAAGUAUGUUACAACGAUCCUGUACAAGGCUGCGUCUGCACAGGAGGAUUAGCUCCAGACUGCCUGCUUAGGUGUUGUUGUGAGGAUGGUUGACUGCAUCGAUUGGGAUUUCCGUUAGCAUAGCGUUUGAUUCUCGAUGAAUGCUUCUUCGUUUGGCAACAUUGUGUAUUUUGGCCGAUGUACAGUGCAAACUAAGACCGCAUCCUCUUCGCGGACCUAUCCCCCGUCUCAGCCUCCGCCGCUCUCUUCUUCUCAUUAACCCUCCUCUCCAGCUCCUUGUAUGUCGCCUGCAGAAUCCUCUUCUCCCCUAGCCUAACCUCGACCGCAUCCCUCUCCCUCCCCGUGAUCUCCGUCUCCAGCAACCUCUCA
This is a messenger RNA of Tricharina praecox, 1739 nucleotides long. RefSeq names its product 5'-AMP-activated protein kinase beta subunit, interation domain-containing protein. Gene Ontology annotation, molecular function: protein kinase binding. NCBI's taxonomy places the organism in Eukaryota, Fungi, Ascomycota, Pezizomycetes, Pezizales, Pyronemataceae. The coding region runs from base 103 to 1422 and encodes 439 amino acids. The transcript has 3 exons. The record is from RefSeq and is a predicted model, not a curated record. Gene Ontology annotation, biological process: signal transduction. Gene Ontology annotation, cellular component: nucleotide-activated protein kinase complex; nucleus; cytoplasm.